AUGGCAAAAGAAAAGUGCAUCAUCAGAGAGGUCCCUCGUUACCCUCCUUGUUUCAGUGGUUAUUGCUGCCAAGAUCCGCACUGCUGUAGUAAAGGGUACAAAUACAGUUGGCCAGAGCUUGUGGGAUAUAACGGAGACAGCGCAAAGGCAACAAUUGAGAAAGACAAUCCACUGGUGACGGUUUAUCAGAUUCCCGAGGGAGCUUAUAGGCUCACGGACUUCUGCUGUAAUCGGGUUUAUUUGUGGGUUGAUGGUAAUGGCAAUGUCACUCGGGUACCCACCGUCGGAUAG
Syzygium oleosum is the source of this 291-nucleotide messenger RNA. RefSeq names its product glu S.griseus protease inhibitor-like. Gene Ontology annotation, biological process: response to wounding. Lineage: Eukaryota; Viridiplantae; Streptophyta; Magnoliopsida; Myrtales; Myrtaceae. The transcript has 2 exons. The record is from RefSeq and is a predicted model, not a curated record. Gene Ontology annotation, molecular function: serine-type endopeptidase inhibitor activity. Bases 1 to 291 code for a protein of 96 amino acids.